CGCGCGCGUUUUUGUUCUGUCUGAGCGCACAGUACACAAAGCAGUGCGCCUGCUUUGGUUAUAACAUAUACAUUGGGCCGCGUGUAGUGUUCGAUAUAUAAUAAUCUAGUUUUGUUUAAUAUUUUUAAAACAAAGCCGCAAUGAUAAGUGUUGUAUUGGAGGUUAUAGAAAAAAACUGAAACUCGGGGCUCAUUGUUGCUUCAGAAGCGCAUGUUGUUUUUCUUACGAACGGGACAGUGAAGAAAGAAGCAGCGUACAUUUAGAAUCAGACGGUUGUUUCGCCCAUCUGUCUGCCUCCAAUCAAUCCUUAUAAACAUAGGACUGCAGGCUACAUAUUGUUAUUGAAGUGGGCUAAGAUUCCCGCUUUAUCAGAUCGGUGUGUGGACACAGGUCUGUCUCUGUCUCUGGGCAGGAGUGUAAUGGCUGAGCCGGACUAUCUGGAGGGGGACUGUGAGGAGCUGAUCAAACCCAAGAAACUGUUGAACCCAGUCAAGGGCUCCAGAAACCACCAGGACCUCCAUCGAGAACUCAUGAUGAACCAAAAGAGGGGCCUAGCUCCCCAGAACAAACCAGAGCUCCAGAAGGUUCUGGAGAAGAGGAAGAGAGAGCAGGUCCUCAAGGCCCAGAGGGAGGAGCAGGAGGCCCACACCAAGAGGAGCGACCUGGAGAUAGAGCUCAUGAAGAGACAACAGAAACUAGAACAGCUUGAGUUGGACCAGCAGAAGGAUGAGGAGGAGCAGGAGAACACCCCUGAGUUUGUGAAGAUGAAGAGCAACCUGAGAAGGACCAAGCAGGAGGCCAAUGGGGAGGAACUUACCACUUAGGGAGCCAUGGAUGGUGUGUUUGUGUGUGUGGAAAAAUAGAAAGCAACUGUGUACUGUACAUAGAGGAAUGUUUGUGCAUAUGUGAGUGUGUGUGCCUGUGUGCAGAUUCAAUGGCACAUGUUAUCUGAUAUGGACUUCCUGAUUUAUCUGACCCUGUUGAGAAAGACUUAAAGACUACAGACCAAUUUGUCUGCCCACUACAGACCAGCAGUACUACAUACCUCUUUGUAAGUCCACUACAGUACUCCCCUCACCACAGUACUCGCCUCACCUCAGCCAGAGAGGAGACUUAGCCACCUGUACUCACCUCAGCCUCUCCACUCAACACACAGCGACAGAGAGGAGACUUAACAUGAACGUGCUACACAUGAAGAACAGACAGUCAAUCUUCUGGGGAGGUCUGAUGCAGGGACCAACAGAACCAACACAGAGUUUCCAUUCCCUCUGUCUCCUGUCUUCCCCUCUGUCUCCUGUCCACCCUCUGUCUCCUGUCUUCCCCUCUGUCUCCUGUCCACCCUCUGUCUCCUGUCCACCCUCUGUCUCCUGUCCAUCCUCUGUCUCCUGUC
Messenger RNA from Oncorhynchus gorbuscha (pink salmon), 1390 nucleotides. RefSeq names its product protein FAM107B-like. The record is from RefSeq and is a predicted model, not a curated record. Bases 420 to 824 code for a protein of 134 amino acids. The transcript is spliced from 5 exons. NCBI's taxonomy places the organism in Eukaryota, Metazoa, Chordata, Actinopteri, Salmoniformes, Salmonidae.